AUGUCAAUUCCACAAGGAAGUAUUCCCCAGUACUACAACAACAAUGUUGCACCCGGGUACGGCAACAUGUUUUCCCAACAGCAGCAACAACAGCAGCAGCAGCAACCCCAAAUCCAGGUCUGGAUGGGUGAACUUGAUCCGUGGUGGGAUGAAAUGGCCAUCAGACAGAUCUGGCAAGCCGUUGGCAUCUCGGAUACCAUCUCCUCGAUCAAGAUUAUCAGGGACAAGAAUGCCAUGGCAAAUGGGUUGAACAAUUCUGGUUAUUGUUUCUUGAGAGUCAACACUGUUGAUGAUGCUCAGCAGAUUCUGUCGCAUCAUGGUGCGGUCGUCCCAAAUACCAACAAGUUCUUCAAGCUGAACUGGGCUUCCCAGGGUAAUCCUCAGUUCAGCGGACGUCUGCAGCCAACUCACCAGUCCAUCGGACCGGAGUUCACCAUCUUUGUUGGUGAUUUGCCGCAAGGUAUCAACGAGAGCCAGCUCUUGGAGUUUUUUAAUGCUCGGUACCAGUCCUGCUACAACGCCAGAGUAAUGGUUGAUCCUAACACUGGAAACCCAAGAGGCUACGGAUUUGUUAAGUUUGGAGAUGAAGCCGAACAACAGAGAGCCCUCAUUGAGAUGCAAGGUGCUGUUCUGAAUGGCCGUCCAAUCAGAGUUUCGACUGCUGUCAAGAACAGCACCAACCCUGUUUCCAAUCAGCACCAGAUGAACUCCCAAUUCCAGAAGAUUGUGAUUCCUCCUCAGCAGUUUGUUCCCCCUUUGCAGCAGUUCUCCGAUCCGAACAACACUACCGUUUUCAUUGGUGGUUUGAACUCUUAUGUUUCUGUGGACGAGUUGAGACACUAUUUCGAGAGGUUUGGCGAGAUAUCCUACGUCAAGAUCCCACCGGGAAAGAACUGUGGAUUCGUCCAGUACUUGCUCCGUUCGUCUGCCGAGAAAGCCAUCACUGAAAUGCAAGGUUAUCCUAUUGGUCAGUCUAGAAUCAGGGUCAGUUGGGGUGCCAGAGCAGCCCAGAGGUCUCACUACCAACAGCAGCAGCAAAGAAUGGCUGUCAUUGGUAAUCAACUUCCAGGUGGUCUGAUGAACAUGGAGCAAGAUGGACAAUUCGGCCCAGCCUUGUCAAACCCUGACUUCCAGGCUCAACAGCAGAUGCUUGCGGAGCAGAUUCCGUUCACGCCUGGUGGAGUGCCUACCAACGAGAAGAUACUUAAUGAAAUGUAUCUUGCCGCUAGAGAUGGCCAAUUAGACAGACUAGAAUUGGAUUCGAAGGGAUACGAGUGA
This is a messenger RNA of Kuraishia capsulata CBS 1993, 1278 nucleotides long. RefSeq lists its product as uncharacterized. Gene Ontology annotation, molecular function: mRNA binding. Gene Ontology annotation, cellular component: cytosol. The record is from RefSeq and is a predicted model, not a curated record. The transcript has a single exon. Gene Ontology annotation, biological process: mRNA splice site recognition. Lineage: Eukaryota; Fungi; Ascomycota; Pichiomycetes; Pichiales; Pichiaceae. The coding region runs from base 1 to 1278 and encodes 425 amino acids.